Penicillium egyptiacum is the source of this 369-nucleotide messenger RNA. The record is from the annotation of a GenBank genome assembly. Lineage: Eukaryota; Fungi; Ascomycota; Eurotiomycetes; Eurotiales; Aspergillaceae.
AUGUCAGAAUUCUCUGCAAUCUUACGGGAUCUUGCCGAUGAAUCGAUGCGAGAAAUCGACUUUUUCGAUUCUUCCUUCUUCAAAGUGCCCGGCAGAAGCCUCCGGACACCGGCGCAAGUCAGAGCUUUCUCGAAAGACAUUCACGCGAACCCCCAGUCACAGCCUAUUACGUUCGAAGAGUUGAAAAUCGUCGUCAAGUUUGGCCCUUAUGUCACGAUCGCAGAAGCGCAGUGUAUUUGGAUGAUCAAACGGGCCUUUGACGACGAGAUUCCAGUGCCCGAAAUUUUUGGGUGGCGAGUCGACGAGGAGAACUAUGUAUUUCCCUGUGGAGUCUAUCCAAGGACAGACACUGCAGGACAGCCGGAAUGA